Messenger RNA from Cucurbita pepo subsp. pepo (vegetable marrow), 1160 nucleotides. RefSeq names its product Rubber elongation factor protein (REF). The record is from RefSeq and is a predicted model, not a curated record. Lineage: Eukaryota; Viridiplantae; Streptophyta; Magnoliopsida; Cucurbitales; Cucurbitaceae.
UCCAGUUUCCACCAUGGCCGUCCGUUUCGACCGACUCUCAACCUGCGUUCUUCUCCCCUAUAAAUUCCCUUUCCUUCUCCUCUUCCUCUUCCAUCGAUUCUAUCGCUAAGCAUUUCGAUUUCCCUACAAAAUCAAUCAUCUAAUCGCAUCUUUCUUCCGUUUUCAAUCUCAAGCUCCUCUGAAUUUCCCCCACGUUUUUUCGCUAUGGCUGAUUCCAAUCCUUCGUCGCAGCACCAAGAAAUGGCGGCUAGGGCAGAGGAGGAGAGGCUGAAGUAUUUGGAGUUUGUUCAAACGGCGGCGUUUCGAGCGACGGAGUGUUUCUUCAACGUUUAUGGCUAUGCGAAGAACCGGAUUGGUCCACUGAGGCCCGGCGUUGAGACUGUCGAGGGCACUGUGAAGUCUGUUGUCGGUCCUUUGUACAAUAAGUUCCACGGCGUUCCGAUUGAGGUUCUUAAGUUCGUCGAUCGCAAGGUUGACGAGUCGGUGACCAAGAUCGAUCGCCAUGUACCGCCAACCAUCAAGCAAGCCUCAUCGCAGGCCAUGUCUGCUGCACAGCAAGCGCCUGAAAUUGCCCGAAAUGUAGCCUUGGAGGUCAGACACACUGGCCUUAAAGACUCUGUCUCUGGCAUUGUGAAAUCUGUGUAUGCCAAGUACGAGCCAACUGCUAAGCAACUCUACUCCAAAUACGAGCCGAAGGCCGAGCAAUGCGCAGCUUCGGCAUGGCACAGACUCAACCAGCUCCCUGUUUUCCCCACUGUCGCACAAGCCAUCUUGCCAACUGCAGUGUACUGCACCGAGAAAUACAACGAGACCGUGCAAAGCACCUCCAAGAAGGGCUACAAGGUCUCUUCGUACCUUCCGUUGGUCCCUACUGAGAGGAUUGCCAAAGUGUUCAGCAAGGACAGAAUUGAGAUGGAGCCCUUGGUGAAUUGAGAGUCCUUGGAUUUCCUGGUUUCGAAAUAACACAUUAUGAAUGUUUUUGUUGAAUGGAGGCACACUUAUAUGUUGGUGGUUGUCAUCCUCUCUGAGCCUUGUGUUGUUUUGGCUUCAGAUAUAGCUAUGGCUUUUAUGUUUCUUCUUUGAUAAGAGAUAUUAGUUACACAGGUUUGAUAUUAUAUUUGAAGGCUUAAUUAAUUCCUGUAGUCUCUGUUUCAGAUUAA